Molecule: messenger RNA, 2270 nt
Organism: Haliotis rubra (blacklip abalone)
Lineage: Eukaryota; Metazoa; Mollusca; Gastropoda; Lepetellida; Haliotidae
Product: serine/arginine repetitive matrix protein 2-like
Exons: 4
Coding region: 18-2207 (729 amino acids)
Cellular component (GO): nucleus
Source: RefSeq, a predicted model, not a curated record
CUUAGUAGACGUAUGCAAUGGCGGAUCCAGAGAUUUCACACAAACUGAAGAAAUAUAAAGCGUAUCUAGAGUCACAUCCAUACGGGGAUAAGGUGCUGCUAGUCCUCAACAAACUGUCCGCCCUCCAAGUUUCCAUAUCACUGUUACAGGAAACUGGAUUGGGCAAGCUAGUAAAUGGAUUUCGCAAGAGAGACACUGAAAUAGGUGUCAGAGCUAGAGAAUUGGUUGCCAGAUGGAAGAAUCAAGUUGCUACCGAGGCCAGCUCCUCAAAGAAGAAAGGUUCCUCUAGGCGGUCACCCUCUCCACCUCCCUCCCCAUCACCCCCACCCUCCCCAUCACCAUCACCCUCCCCUGAACGGUCACCCUCCCAAUCUCCUGAACGUUCACGGUCUGCAUCUCCUGAACCAUCUCGGUCCCCAUCUCCUGAACGAGAACGAGAGCAUGUCUCAGGGGACGAAUCAGACAGGAGGUAUUCCUCAGAGGGGGGACAGUCCGACAGUGAAGCACAAGAGGAGGAAUACGAUGAACCACCCCGCCGACCCAAGAACAUGUUUAUUGACAGCGAUGAGCAUACCUCAGACAGUGAGGAGGAUGAUGAGGAUGUGAGGUCAGACGAAAGUUCUCCAGAGAGAGGGAGGCAUGGUUACCAGGAGAGCCCGGACAGAAAAAAGCAUGGUCAUAGUCCUGAUAGAGGGAGACACCGUUAUCGGGGCAGCUCUGAUAGUGGCAGUGAAGGGCAUCAAGAGAGUCCAGAUAGAAGGGGACAUGGUUAUCAGGAUAGUUCAGAUAGAAAGAGACAUGGUUAUCAAGAUAGUUCAGAUAAAAAGAGACAUGGUUAUCCAGAUAGUUCAGAUAGAAAGAGUCAUGGUUAUCAAGAUAGUGCAGAUAGAAAGAGACAUGGUUAUCAAGAUAGUUCAGAUAAAAAGAGACAUGGUUAUCAAGAUAGUUCAGACAGGGGGAGUCAUGCAUCAUACCAAGAGUCAAAGAAGCAGAAAUAUAGGGAAAGUCCACAGUCCUCCCCAAAGAGGGAUCACAAACAUAGAGAAAGUCCACACUCUUCCCAAAAGAUGGAUAUCAAACACAAACAUAGAGAAAGUGCACAGUCCUCCCCAAAGCCGGAUAUCAAACAUAAACAUAGAGAAAGUCCACAAUAUUCCUCAAAGACCGAUAUCAAACACAAACAUAGAGAAAGUCCACAAUAUUCCCCGAAGAUGGAUGUCAAACACAAACAUAGAGACCGCACUGAACUGUUGCCUUCUAAGGAAGACAGGCACAGAAUGAAGGAGGAACUCAAGAAGGAGAAGUACAGAGAAGGUGCCUCAUCAGAUAGAACUAAACAUUCCAGUAAGGAGAAAAGUCACUCCAGUUCAAACAGACUGGAGUCUCCUAAGCCACAAGAAAGACACAGAGGGGAGAAGACUAGUGAUGAUAGAUCAAAGAAACAGGAAAUAAAAGAUCACAGAAAAGAACAAAAAAGUGAUGUUGACAAACACAGGAGGGAUAAAGACUCCAAAUCUAGUUCCUCACAUUCCCAUUCUAAAUCUGGCAGUGCCAAACCUUCCAAAGAUGAUAUGUAUUCCUCAGCCAGUUUGUUUAGUCCAGAUAAAGAUGAGAAGAUGGUGCCUAAAAAGAAAGCCAAACCUGUAUCAGGUCAUGGCGAGUCAGUUUUUGAUUUAUUUAGUGUUGACAAUACUGAAAAAGUUAAAACAGUUUCAACUAAACCAAAGCCUAAACCAGUGGAUCCUACCGGUGCAUUUUCCAAACCUUCAUUGCCUAAACCAGAGAGAACUCAUUCUCCUAAGCCAUCUCACUCUUCCAAAACUAAUUCUCAUUCUAAUGCUGUGCCUGGUAAACAUGAAAAGUAUUCAAACUCAGGGAAUGGUCAUGUGAAGUCAGACCAUAGGGGUGAUAAACAUUCUUCCGAUGUGCCUAAGAAGGACAAACAUAGGGAUGAGAGGAGAGAAGCGAAGGAUCUGAAGGAGAAGUCUAAGCAUGAUACACAGAGGUCCAAAGAUCGACCCUCAAAGAGCAGUGCUAGUGACAAUCAUCCCAAGAGUAGCAGCAGGGAUACUCAUUCAGGGAGUAGUGGUGCUGUUCAGAAUAGUGGGAAGGAUAGUGGGAGGGAAAGUAGUGACAAGAAGAAGAAGGUAGAAAAACGGAAACAUGUGAAUUUAGAUGAUGACAGUAUGUCAUUUGAUGAUUUUUGAACUGUGAUACUUCAUUGGCACCAAAGAAACCCAAAACUAUGGCAGCACCUGUGGAAAGAAAAA